ACCCCUUGGAAGCAGCAGUGGGUGAUUGUCUGUCUGCACAGUUGAACGAAGGAGGCAAGGAAGAGACAGUGGUAUAGCGAGCAUGGCCGCGGGAGCAGAGGACUCGAAGGCUAAGAUAAUGCGCGGAUUCAAAGUGUGAGUUUGGCCGUGCGUAACUGACGACAGCGGGGGGAAAUUCGCACCGAACUUCUUUUGGGGGUGUGUGUAGCUGUCUCUUGCAACUGUACAUUUCCAUGAAAUCGGUGUACGUCUGUAGAAUACAUACGACAUACGACAUACGAGCGAAAGCAUCGCUCCUCUGCAACCAUUACGAUCAUACAGUGGAUUAGGUAGCGAGUAGAUCGCCUGCUGGUGGGAUGCGGUUUUCACGCAGCGUUUUGUUGUUUGCAGGAAUUGGAUGAAUCUGCGAGAUGCAUCCACAGGAAAGGUUCUCUGGCAGAGUAAAGAAGACAUGUCUGUACCAGGUGCUGAACAUGAAGGUAAGUCGAUGGGCGUUGGCCAUCUGUUUUGGCAACCUCGGCCAGAACCUGUGCCUGAUUGAUUGCGACACAAUGUUCGUGCACACAGCGCGAGUGCCCAAGAAGAUCCUCAAGUGUAAAGCUGUGUCGAGAGAAAUCAACUUUACGUCGUCGGAGAUGCUCAACGAAUUACGGUUGGAGCAGAGAGUUCAGUUCAAGGGAAAAUCAGUAGAAGAGUGGAAUUUCAGGUUUGGAUUCGUCAUUCCUGGCUCCACCAACACUUGGCAGUCGGUCAUCGAGGCCGAGGAUGAAUCCCAAAUGAUGCCCGCCGAAAUCCUCACUGGUAAUCUGACAAUAGAGACCAAAUUCUUAGACGGAGAUUUACUAGUCAGCACAUCUGUCGUCAGAAUUUACUACGUUUAACUCCAUUUGCACAUGUAUUAUUUAGCAUUCUACAAACAUCACUAACAUCAUCACAAUAUAUACACAUUUUUUUUAAUAUACUCUGCAAGUGAUAUAUAUACCAUAUUGAGAACUGAAAAUUGAAUCGUGUUGAUCAUUGCUAUAGACAGGUGAACGUGACUGCAGCUCCUUUGUAAGGGUCCAUUGUGUUACUGGGUUCUUCAUGUGAUCCAGAAUAGCACUUCAUUAGGGCUAGCUCCUUCGUUACUGCGUAAUAAAUCCCGUGCCCCUCGCCAUAUCCUGUCCCCUCGUCAGUAAAGUGAAACGACGUGAGAUUGUGGGAAGGAGGGACGCGCCAGGGAAUGGUUGCCGUGGAACUCCAGUAACGACACGGUUUGGUGUGCCUCCGUUCCAAUCUGCUCUGAGCCGAGACGUGGACUUUGGACCCGCACGUGAAAUCGACACACGACGCUUUCAAGUGUGUGGCACCAGUUGUGCCGGUACACGGGUCUUUGUUGGGUGGUGCAGUCGCGGCCUUGUUUCCUAGCGCGGUUGCAAUUUCGAAGGCUACCGAAGUAAUCUCGUCCCCUGGGACCGUAGCUUACUGCCUUCACAUCGCUGUACAGAGCACAGUCAAGAACGGCCACUUUCAGAUAGCAGUAUCCAUCUACUUCUCUCUCUCUUCCGUCAGAGGGUUUUGUGAGCAAGAUGGUCGGUCGCGUCUGGUACUGGCUCCGUUUUGAGCUCACUCCAAACGUGAAGUGACCAGAGUGUACCCCCGAAUGCUGCCUACAAGCCUCUUCGCUCGGAUAAAACGGAUGUUUCCCCGUAAUCCCAACGUUCUGCUUGUCGACAGUAUAGAUCAUGAUCUCGUCCUUGCUACCCAUGAUGAUACCGUUACUAAUACUCGGAGUGACUGCUUCCAACUCCACACUAGACGGUCGGCUUGGACUGAGAACUCCGACCAAGACUGCAGACGCUCUUCAAACACGCUCCAAUUCCAGGCAGAGUGGGUGCGGAGUGCCGGUAAAACGAACCCUUACCUAACACGUCGUCGCUCUGUCUCAACUGAAUAUCGACGCUGGUCAAUUCAUCUCGGAGAACAGAGCCCUGGAACACGAGGACUUUGACCCAGCAUGAUAAUCGUAGGGGGUACCCCGACUGCCCAGACUCGAUGUAUCUGCCUCAGUUUGCCCUGAAGAGUCACCAAAUAGUACGACCCUUUUUCUUCCUCGCGCGACGUGUCUCCAACGACGGUCACCCUCCCGUGGUCUAACCAGCGUUUCUGGAGUCGAGAGUAAGAGAAGAGAUGCAGGGAGGUGACCUGGGCGGGGCUACACUAGACUCCAUCCUCAGAGAUACGGUAACAAC
Molecule: messenger RNA, 2231 nt
Organism: Geodia barretti
Lineage: Eukaryota; Metazoa; Porifera; Demospongiae; Tetractinellida; Geodiidae
Source: the annotation of a GenBank genome assembly